AACGGUCACACUGCAAUCUGAGAAAUUUGUCUUUUGUGUCGCGUUUUAUGUGAGAAGAAAAACACUUUUGCAACGAUUACGGGCAGCGAAAACGAGUGCAAAACACUGCGAGCACGGAGUGCGCGACCAUGCAGGCGGGGCAGCACUAAGUCCGAGCCGCAUUUACCCCGAUCUCGGCCGUAUUUCGGAGCCAACGUUGGCAGCCCGUAUCCGAAUCUGAAUCUCGAUCGCAGUCUCGUUUAUUAUUAAACAACGGGCAGCAGGAAAAGCAGGGGAAGGGGAACGAGAACGAGCGCACAGGGACUCCAAACCGAAAUCCCAGCCAGCAAGCAUGUACAACAACGGGGCCAGGGGCUUCUCCAUACACGACGCCUUCGAGGAGGAGACCGACGAGGCGAUACGCGUCUAUGGCUCCACCGUGAUAUCCACGCCCAUGAGGGGCGGCAAGCAAGGUCGCUCCACCGAAGACGUCUCCAUACGGAUUCAGGAUCCCAAGGGCUACAACAAGUAUGCCGAGGACACAACCUCCCGGGACAGCGAUUCGCUCAUCCAGGAGUACGGCAACCUGCCCACGGAGGAGACCAACACAUACUGCUGGCGGCAUCCCAAAGUGCGCGAGAACUGGCGCACCGUGCUGGCCGCCUUCACACUGCUGGUCGUGGGCACGGGCCUCUUUGUGAUGGGCACCUUCGCCAUCGCCGAUCCGCAGAACACGUCGCAGGGAGUCGUGUUCUUCGUGGCCGGACUGAUCUGCUUCAUACCCGGGGCCUACCACGUCGUGUACAUCUGGCUGGCAGCCAAGGGGUAUCGAGGGUUCGACUUCUACCACCUGCCGCUGUUCACAUAAGCAGCUGGACACCUGGGCAGUUCAACUGGUUGGUCCAAGGACAGGAGAGGGCUGGAUAGCGAUGGGCGAUCGGAGACCCCAACCCCAUCUAUAAAUAUAAAUCUGUGUGUUUGUUUAUACGUGUAUAAACAACUUAUUUUCUAUUUUCUAAUCGUAAUUAACCCGAAACUCGGUUUGUGUAACGUCCUUUUUGUGUUUAGCGGCAAAAAUUUCGUUUAGACAAAGAGCCCCGCCCCUCUUAAAACCCGAAUUGAAAUCUAGCAAUAUAUAUAGAUUAUAUAUUUUACAAUAUUUUCUAUUAUGUACUCGGUAAAGUGUUUUGUAUAGCCCGAUCCAAACCCCAAAUAAGUGCAAAACAUACAUACGUACACUCGAAAUUUAUUUAAACAAAAGAGAAAAAACAAACGAAAGACUUUGUAUAUGAUGCUAACAUGUUGAGGAAGCGCUAGAGUUAUAAUGUAUACUAUAUAUAAUUGUAAUUGUAAUUUAUUGAAAUUUAAUUGCACCAAAAACGCUGGCAGGCGUACGAAAAUGUUUUACGAUUUUCAAAACCAACACUCAACAGAAAACAAAAAGAUUAACCACACACCCACGAAUCUAUGUAUAUGAUUAGUGAGCGUCUGUCCAGGGAUGCGCCUUAAAGAACUAGAUCUAGACUUUAGUCAACGUCGAAUUACGAUUACGUUUAAACUCGAAACCUAAUCGAACCAUGAUAAUACCAAGCUACUAGUGAUGUAAGACGAUGCGCCGAUACUGCAAUACGUUCUUUUAGCUAUACAGUGAUGACGCGUCUCUUUUCCGCUGACCUUUGCCCCCGUCCUCUAAUGAAAUUACUUCUCACAGUCAUCAACACUUCCGAAAACCAAUCACACACCUCAUCUGCCGUUUAGUUGUUAAUGUCGUAUAAUUUCUUUUUUAAGAAAUGCUGAAUAUGGUUGUAUUAAAACGAAAAUAAUUAUUACACGAAAAACCCCAUAAAAAACGAAAAAAAAAACAAUAAAUUACUUAAAACACAUAAAUACGAUUUAUGGCUAAUACAGGACUUCUUUUUUCCAAAAUUUACACAAAACCUUAUUUGUAGAUUUAACUUUGUGACUUUUGUAUGUAUUUUCCCAUUGAAUGUUGGUUUUUAUUCGAAUUAAACAUAUUAUUUAGAACA
Molecule: messenger RNA, 2006 nt
Organism: Drosophila biarmipes
Lineage: Eukaryota; Metazoa; Arthropoda; Insecta; Diptera; Drosophilidae
Product: transmembrane protein 134
Exons: 2
Coding region: 332-847 (171 amino acids)
Source: RefSeq, a predicted model, not a curated record